Messenger RNA from Rattus norvegicus (Norway rat), 706 nucleotides. NCBI's taxonomy places the organism in Eukaryota, Metazoa, Chordata, Mammalia, Rodentia, Muridae. The record is from RefSeq and is a predicted model, not a curated record.
AAAUGAGACCAAACACUGUCCAUGUGCUCUCUUUGCUUUUGUAAAUUCUGGAAGUAUCCUCAAGAGUUGCAUAACUUGAGCUGUUUGCUUCUGAGAAAUGAGUGGAGUUGGAUGAUCAGAUGGGUGCUUUCUCUGCCUCUCUGAGAUAGAGCGCUUUCACCCCAGCAUCUGGCUUCUGAGCCUUCAAUGGUAAAAUCUGACAGCUGGGGUUUUCAGUUUUAAAACAUUUGGGCUCUCUAACUUCUGCCAAAGCCCCAGGGACACUGCAAGACCACUUCCCCUGAGAACAACCUGAGAAGCCAUCAGAUUUGGUCUGGUGCACGAAGACAGAAGUAGCCAUGGGGAUGGAUGUGUUUCUCAUAACCCAGCACAAGAAGACCACCAUCCUCACUGAGGGCAAGGAGUUGAGCAUGGUCUUGGAGCUCAAGCACAUUGUUGAGGGCAUCGUGAAGAGGCCUCCUGAUGAGCAGCUGUUGAUCAAGAACAACCAGCUCCCUGAUGAGAUGAAGACUCUGUGGGACUGUGACUACGCUAGCCAGGUAGCAAAGUCACAGGCCCCCACAUUGGGCCAGGCCUUCAGAACAGACAAUGCUUUUGAAAGCCUGCAUAUCUAACCCUUUUCUCAUCCUCCACUACUUUGAGAUAUGAUGAAGGAUUCUCUGGAAAAUUCGAAGGAACAAGUUGUACAAUGAGGGGCCCAGGCCCA